UCAGGCAAGCCCCAGAGGGAUUCCCCGGCCCGAGCCGGAGGCCGGUGCUGCCCGGGUUCCCGUGCCCGCGCCGUGCCCUGAGUCCGAGUCCGGCCCGAGUCGCGGCGGCGCGGCAGCCCUCCAUCCGUUCAGUUCCACCACCUCACCUGGAUGUCCGCCCAACCCCGGCCCUGGAAGCUUGGGAAAGGGGCAGGGCCAAGGCGGAUUCCCUUCCCGACCCUCCUGCCAGGGACCUCAGGAGCCACCCGCGUCCCCACCUCGCUGUCUGCUGCCUUGUCUCGGCCUCCCCUGCUGGGGCAGCCGCCACCAUGUUCUCGUGUGUGAAGCCCUACGAGGACCAGCACUACUCUGCCCUGAAGCGGGCCUGUCUGCGCAGGAAGGUGCUCUUCGAGGACCCCAACUUCCCAGCCACCGAUGACUCGCUGUACUAUAAGGGCACCCCAGGCCCCACAGUCAGGUGGAAGCGGCCCAAGGACAUAUGUGAGGACCCCCGCCUCUUUGUGGACGGCAUCAGCUCCCAUGACCUGCACCAGGGCCAAGUGGGCAACUGCUGGUUUGUGGCGGCCUGCUCGUCGCUCGCCUCCCGGGAGUCACUGUGGCAGAAGGUCAUCCCAGACUGGAAGGAGCAGGAAUGGGAGCCCGAGAAACCCAGCGCCUAUGCGGGCAUCUUCCACUUCCACUUCUGGCGCUUUGGGGAGUGGGUGGAUGUGGUCAUUGAUGACCGGCUGCCCACAGUCAACAACCAGCUCAUCUACUGCCACUCCAGCUCCCGCAACGAGUUCUGGUGUGCCCUGGUGGAGAAGGCCUAUGCCAAGCUGGCGGGCUGUUACCAGGCCCUGGAUGGAGGCAACACGGCGGAUGCGUUGGUGGACUUCACAGGAGGCGUUUCCGAGCCCAUUGACCUGACUGAGGGCGGCUUCGCCAAUGAUGAGGCCAAGAGGAACCAGCUCUUUGAGCGUGUGUUGAAGGUGCACAGCCGGGGAGGCCUCAUCAGUGCCUCCAUCAAGGCAGUGACAGCAGCAGACAUGGAGGCCCGCCUGGCGUGUGGCCUGGUGAAGGGCCAUGCGUAUGCCAUCACUGACGUGCGCAAGGUGCGCCUGGGCCAUGGCCUGCUGGCCUUCUUCAAGUCGGAGAAGCUGGACAUGAUCCGCCUGCGUAACCCCUGGGGCGAGCGGGAAUGGAACGGGCCCUGGAGUGACACCUCGGAGGAGUGGCAGAAAGUGAGCAAGAGUGAGCGCGAAAAAAUGGGUGUGACUGUGCAGGAUGAUGGGGAGUUCUGGAUGACCUUCGAGGACGUGUGCCGGUACUUCACUGACAUCAUCAAGUGCCGCUUGAUCAAUACAUCUUACCUGAGCGUCCACAAGACGUGGGAGGAGGCCCGGCUGCGGGGCGCCUGGACGCGGCACGAGGACCCCCAGAAGAACCGCAGUGGCGGCUGCAUCAAUCACAAGGACACCUUCUUUCAAAACCCACAAUACAUCUUUGAUGUCAAGAAGCCGGAAGAUGAAGUGCUGAUCUGCAUCCAGCAGCGGCCGAAACAGUCUACCCGCCGGGAUGGCAAGGGUGAAAAUCUGGCCAUUGGCUUUGACAUCUACAAGAGUUGUGCGACCAUCGCCACCAUUUUCGAGCAUUUUCGUCACCCCGAAAAGACACCUCGCCCCCUUCAGCCGCCACCACUCGGGCCCGUCCGCCUGCCCCGCCUGCCCGUGUCGCCCAGCCCCGGGCCACGGGCAAGCACCCGUCUGCCCCUGUCUCUGCAGAUUUGCCUUCUCUGGGCACUGCAUGUGGAGGAGAACCGCCAAUACCGCAUGCACAGCCUGCAGCACAGGGCCGCCAGCUCCAUCUACAUCAACUCACGCAGCGUCUUCCUGCGGACGGACCAGCCCGAGGGCCGCUUUGUCAUCAUCCCCACCACCUUCGAGCCGGGCCACACUGGCGAGUUCCUGCUUCGGGUCUUCACGGAUGUGCCCUCCAAUUGCCAGGAGCUGCGCCUGGACGAGCCCCCCCGCUCCUGCUGGAGCUCCUUGUGCGGCUACCCCCAGCAGGUGACCCAGGUGCACGUCCUAGGGGCUGCUGGGCUCAAGGACUCCUCCACAGGGGCCAACUCUUAUGUGAUCAUUAAGUGUGAGGGGGACAAAGUCCGCUCGGCCGUGCAGAAAGGUACCUCGACGCCCGAGUACGACGUGAAAGGCAUCUUCUACCGCAAGAAGCCAGGCCAGCCCAUCACAGUCCAGAUCUGGAACCACCGAGUCCUGAAGGACGAAUUCCUGGGCCAGGUGCACCUGAAGGCUGACCCCGAUCACCUCCAGGCCCUGCACACUCUGCACCUCCGGGACCGCAACAGCCGGCAGCCUAGCGACCUGCCCGGCACUGUUGCUGUGCGCGUCUUCAGCAGCGUCUCCCUCGUGGCCGUCUGACACCUGCCCACCUGCCUGGCCUCCACAGUUUUACCGUCUGCAUGUCCCCAACCUGGCCAGGGACUAGCCUGGGAGCCAGGACGCUGGGGGCCUCUUCCCAGCUUUUCCACUGACUUGCGGGGUGACCUGGGGAGGCCUCUGCCCUUCUCAGGGCCUCAGUGUUCCCAGGCCCCCUGAAGCGUUCCCUUCUCAUGGAGGGGCCUUCCUCUGAGGUUGACAGUAGCUCUCCUUCCCCCAACUGUCACCACUGCGAAGGGACUCUAUCCGUCGAAAACGUUUCCCCAAGGCCCUGCUGUCUGCAGACGGAGUGCCAAGAUGCCACUUGUUUACACGCAAUCUGCCACGUCCCCAAACCCCACUCUUGCCCCUUAUGUCCUGGGCCCGCCCCUGUGAACCAGACCUUGCUUUCUCUGUCACCGACACCUGGUUUGCUAGCCACCUUGAAAGGACUCUCAGCUCUCGCUGGGUUCCUGCUUGGGCUGGAGUCAGGAAGAUGGGCAGGUGACAUUUGUUCAUUCUCUAAUCCUGUCCGCUUGCCCAUCCACUUAUUUAUUCAACAGAGAUUUGCCAAAUGAAUGAACGAUGCCCAUGAGGCCCCCGGUGGUGCCAGGCAUCUCCCUGCUGCUCUGGGAGACCCGGCGUCUGUCCUGGGCCUCACGCCUGCUCUCAGGUCCUCUCCAAGGCCAAAGCCCAGACGCCCAGGUGCCCAGAUUCCCAGAGGAGUUAUGGCCGCCAUCUCACCCCAGGCUCUGAUUUCAUUCCUAGCCUCGGUGAAGGCCCCUAGUGGGAUGGCGGCAGCGGUGGGGAGGAAGGGCAUCUUCCUGGCUCUACUGCCUUCAUGCCAGGAGGUGUGUGCCUGGUUUGGUGGGCCAGGAGGGUGUGGGGAGGCCUGGGGACCUGAAGGCCCCCUUCUGCUGCAAGACCUGGGCUUUUCCCGGGAGGAGGGACCCUCGGGCGGUGGUCUCAGGCCCACGGGGCUCAGGUCACUUGUCGGGCUUGGCAGGAGACAGGUAAAUCCAUCACCUGACCAGAGGCCCCUCUCCCAACAUUCCCCCCCCAGAAUGCAGCCAGAGAGGCUAUGGCCUUCCUCUUGCUGCCUGGACCAAAAUGUUCCUUUAGGCCUCAAUGUUUUAUAUUCUUGAUGUGUUACCAAUUUUAACCAGGGGCUUUUAAAGGAAAACUGAAAGCCUGAACCCCUUUUUUCAUCUUCCAACUCCAGUUCCUGUGGGCCUCUGAUUUGAUUUUGAUUCUGCGGGGGGAGGGAUGAGGAGAAGUCCUGCCUUCUCAGAGGAGGCCCACAGGGGGGUGAAGAAGAGGGUGUUUUCUACUUGGAUGUAUCGCUCCCUGGUCCCCCCGGGUUCUCGGUGAGUGUUGGCGCCACGACCUGCUUCGGUCCCUUCUGUGCCCUUCUCUGGCUCCAGACCAGGCGACGUAAAUGAAAAGCCCAGUGGGUUCAAGAACAGGAAUUCCUGUGGCCUUGCUGGGGAUUCCUUCUGGGCACCUGAACGUUUGGCUCCUGAGCUGGCUGUUCGGUGCUGUGUCCCGGCUGAAGAUGCUGGAUUCUCGAGCUCCUCUCCUCCAACCGGGCUGGCUCUGCUCAUGUGUCCUGGCGCCCAACGCGUAAGGGGCUAGCACCUGAAUAACGAGAACAAGGGGAUUCCUUCUCGAAAAGCUGGGACUUCCCCUCCAGAGCCUGGGCCUGGGCCUGGGCCAGGUCCACAUGAUCACAAGCAAGUCACUGAAACCUCCUGUGCCUCGAUUUCCCUUCUGCGAAGUUUGUCGGCACUCUUACUAACAAGUGCCGAAUAAGGGCAAAACCACACCCAUCAUGCAUCUCUGUAUGCGUGCACACUACAUACCUGCGUGUAAUCACCCCUCAGUGUCUUUUCCAAGUGAAGACUCCCGACUUAGGGUGGAGAGAUGAGGGCCAGGCAAGCCAGCUUGGGGCCUCUGGGGCCGACACCUGGGUCUUUGCUCAGCCACGCCCUCCUGGGCUAGGGGGCAAACCAGGACCAACCGGCAGACCGGUGUGGGCUUCAGUCGGGGGACGGGGCACUGCCUCCUCCCUCUAUCCACCCCAAAAAAACCAGGUUUGGCAGCCCUGCCCUUGCUUGCUGCCCCUGUGAGUGGGCCAGGCUGGCGUCUGGCUGUGCAAAGGUCCCUGGUCCCUGGGCAGGUGAGGAUGGAGUUCUCAGAGUCCCCACUUGCCGCUGGGCAGGGCUUCUGGUCAUACCGCCUGGAUGUGGGCUUCACUCCCCUCGGCCAACCGUGGGGUUAGAGAGGAGACCUGUUCUGUUCUCAGAAUAAACAUUACCACAAUCCCA
Callorhinus ursinus (northern fur seal) is the source of this 4741-nucleotide messenger RNA. The record is from RefSeq and is a predicted model, not a curated record. NCBI's taxonomy places the organism in Eukaryota, Metazoa, Chordata, Mammalia, Carnivora, Otariidae.